Messenger RNA from Xyrichtys novacula (pearly razorfish), 5107 nucleotides. NCBI's taxonomy places the organism in Eukaryota, Metazoa, Chordata, Actinopteri, Labriformes, Labridae. The record is from the annotation of a GenBank genome assembly.
AUCCCAUUACGUCACUUCCUGUCCGUAGCGAUUUCUCAUAACAUCUCUCUUUUGGCCGCGACUCUAAGCUAACGUUAGCGGUUUCUAUUGUGACUGUAUUUUAACAACAAACACAGAGGGGAAAAUGUCAGAUACGGUAAGAUUAUAACAGUAGACGGUUUUAAUGCUCUCUAAUGUUUCUGAUCUCUUAAAGACUGAUAAAUAAUCUUUGUAGUUUUCAGCUCGGAGCUUGUAAUUUAAGAUGCUAACUGAUAGCUCAUGUAGCUUCAGGCCUCUGACUCUUUGAUUAUUUGACUAUUUAGCUCCACAAACACAGAUGUAAACACCUUAUUUUUACAGUGGAGCUUUAAAACAAGAAGAUUUAUGAACAUACUGAGACAUGCAUUUGUCUAAAUGGACUGAACCGGCUGAUGUGAAGCUCCGGGCCCGUCUGUGUUCAGUCUUUAUGGCCCUUAAAUGAGUCUGUUUAUCAAGUUUUUCACUGUUUUUUCUUUAAUUUCAGGAGACAAAACCAUCCAGCCAAGACGGAGGGGACAAGAAGGAUGGAGAGUACAUCAAGUUAAAAGUGAUCGGUCAGGUGUGUUGAUCACAUGGAGAACAGAUGAUCAGAUAAACAACAGUGAUCUAAAGAGGAGGGAUUAUUAUUUACAGUUUGUUUUGUUGUUGUAUAACCAUCAGCAUUUGUCUAUCAAGUCAUUCUGAGACUGAACCUAUUCAGGAAAAAGUCUUUGAUGAUUUUUGCAGCAUCUCUUGUCAGUGUUGAACCCUGGAGAUAGGUAAUACAGGUCAACAUAUCUAGAUAUAACCUGUUGGAGUGCCACAGGGUUCAAUACUGGGACCAAAGUUAUUCAUAUUAUAUAUAAAUGACUUAUGUAAAGUUUCUAGUGUAUUAAAAAGGUGUUAGUUUUGCCAAUGAGAGAAGCUAAAGGAUACUUCAGUGGAGUGGAGUAAACUGAAAGAGACCAAUUCAACCAAAUACAGAGGUUGAAGUGAGGAUUGAUAAUACUAAGAUAGAAAGGGUGUAUGAGUGUAUGAAAAUGGACCAUAAUCUCAGCUGGAAAGUAAUAAACUAUGUUAGGUCAAAGCUGGCUCAGAGUAUUGGCAUUUUGGGUUGGAAGGCGCAUAUUAAACCAUAAAACAUCAUACUUAUUGUACAGUAUGCUUAUAUUCUGGGGAAAAUACAUACAACACGAAUUUACAACCUUCAUAUGUGAUGCAAAAGAGAGCAAUAAGGAUUGUUAAGAAGGUAGGAUUCUUCCAACACACUAAUGAAGUGUUUCUGAAAUUAAGAGAAUUAUAAUUUGCUGAAUUAGUUGAAUUUAGAACUGCACAGACAAUGUAUAAAGCAAGUAACAAUCUACUCCACCAGAUGUUUGACUACACUGAAAAUCAUGUGUCUUUACUACUAACGCACAGUUUAAAAGUGAAUUAAAGCAGAGUAUGACUGAAAAAUAGAGACUUACCAUAUUGUACACGGGUUUGGUACACAUGAGAGUUUUGUAGUAUUCAAGGUAUAUAUAUAAAGUGCAUAUAUGUGUGUAUAUAGGUAUGGGUUUAUAUAUAAGGUCUUUGUUUUAGUAUUAAUGUUUAGUUACAUAUUCAUGUCAGACUUUGGAGCUUUGGUUACUUUUUGGUGACAUCAGAAAUUCAGCGAAUAGGAAGGUUGAGGGAAGGUUCUGAGAAAAAAUAGGGAAUUUCUCGUCUAAAAUUGUACUUAAUAUUUAUUUGAUUAAAUAAACAAGCUCAUCAUCAAUCUUAUAGAUAAGCCUUUUAUUGAUUUUAAAGACUAAUCGUGGAUGUUCACGUGUAGAGCAAAAAUUAAACUGUUAAUAAUGACUUCCUUAAAAUAAAAUUCCAUAUUUAUUUCAACCGAUCAAGAAAAUUGUGGUUGUAUAAAUUGUAUAUCUGAGCUUUUGGUGAAGGUGAAGAUUUUAACUCAAACAAAUCUUCUUUUUUCUUUCUGCCCUACAGGACAGCAGUGAAAUCCACUUUAAGGUGAAAAUGACGACACAUCUGAAGAAGCUGAAGGAGUCUUACAGUCAGAGACAGGUAAGAGGGAAAUGACAUCAUGCAGUAGUAGUAAUAGUGUUAGCAGUUGUACUUAUAGUCAUGUGUAAAUGUUCAUAGCUUCAUAUCGUACUUUUUAUAUGUGAAUACUUGAUUUAUCUGAAGUUUUAUUCUAUCUUUAUUCUUUAUAUAUAUAAAUUGCACUUUUGUUACUUACUCCUUUUAUUAUACGGUUCUUUUUUUUGUACAUACUGAUGCUUGAGGGAACUUUUCCAAACUGAUCAAUAAAGUCUUUCUAAUCUAAUCUAAUUCCACACCCUGUUACUGCUUGACUCCUGCGUAUAAAGGACGCGCUGUGUGAUAGAUUCUAGGUCUUCAGAUUUCCUUUUAUUGAAGUUGUUAAGCUCUGAUCGUCACGUGUGUGUUUGUUUGUUUGUUCCAGGGUGUCCCAGCCAGCACGCUAAGGUUCCUGUUUGAGGGACAGAGAAUCUCAGACAACCAAACUCCAAAAGAGGUAAACUUGUCUCAUUCAGACUCACACAUUCUUUUUCCUUGAGUUUAGUAUUCAUCAAACUGGUAUAAAGCUGUGUUCAAGUUACCUCAAAAGUCAGAUGUCGGCGCUGAAAAUGACGUCACACCCGAGUAACCAAGUCGGAAAAAAGCAAAAUCAGAGGCCUGAAACAAGAUGGCUAAAUCUACGAAAGCUAUUUUAGUGCUUGCUUUGUCCGAACGUAAGCAACUUCUAGAUAAAAAUGUGGUCCUUCUGCAACAUCUUGUUUACGCCUCCGAUUUUGCUUAUUUCCAACUUGGUAACUGAAACGCUGGGAACUCUGGUGUGACGUCAUUCCCAGCUCGGGAAUGACGGACUACUGAGGAAACUCGAACGCAGCCAACUUAUUUGGUUUUAAACACGUCAAGAUUCUACAAAAUAUCUUCUUGUAUAAUCAUUAGAAUCUUUCUAACAGUCUAAAUAGUAAUGAUAUUUCCUCAGAUGCAUAAAUAUCUUUAGAACCUCCAUAAUGAGCUCUAAAUUUGGUACCUGAAAGAAAACAACAUGUAAACACAAAUAGAGAAAUGCCUCUGUCACUAAAACACGUCUCUGCUGUUUGUUCACGUCAGCUGGGGAUGGAGGACGAAGACGUCAUCGAGGUUUAUCAAGAACAGACUGGUGGACUUUGGAAUGACUAAACUUCCCUCGUUUCUAAUUUUUUUUUUUUUCCUUAUUUUGUAUUUUAUUUUGUAUGUAUGUACGUAAUUUUGUUCAGUUCAGUUUCAAACCAUCUGGAUCAAACUGAUUCUAUCAGGGCUUCCAUUGGAGAGGGCAGGGAGGUGAACAGACUGAGGUAAGAAAACGACAGCAGGUUUCUGAAGUGCAGGGAUGCUUAUGUUGUUGACUGGAGCAAUAGCAUUCAUUGUGGCUGUUAUAAUAAUAAUGUAAUGUUGCUUUUUUAUCUCAUCUUUUUUUUUUUUUUUGGAGAAGUAAGGCUAUCAAAGAACAAAUUUUUACUAAAGGAAUAGUUCACCCAAAAAUGAAUUGUUGUAAUCUCAUCACACACACUUUGAGGCUGUCAGAGUUCCCAUGAAAGGCUGUCAGCUCUGUGUCGGUGGAUAUGAACUCCUUUUUCUAAGAAUAUUGUGGCAACUACUUAAAUAAAAACUGUUUUAUAAUAUUGAUAAUGCCAAGAUGUGAUUUCUUCUGUUCUGCUCAAAGUUGCUCUGCGCUUGAAAACUGAUGGAAGUGAGAGGAAAACUUCAGGUGCAGUUUUUGGAUUUAUGAAUUGAAGAGAGUUUGAAAAUGAUCCAGCUUUAGAAAGAGACACUCAUGAAGCAAAUGUUGAACAUUAGAGACACUUGAGAGCACAUGGAUUCUGAAACUAAGAGCACACAAGCCUAUGAACUGGAUUUUUGGGCGCACUAUUCCUUUAAAGUCGUCACUAAAGAGACACUGUCUUCUUGAAGCAAGCUUGCUUACCCGAGAGAGAGUUCACUUUGGUUGGCUCUGUGCUCACAAACUGCUGGAUUUCUGAGCUGGCUCAAUCUUAACACAACAUAUCAUAAAAAAAGAGACUGUCUUGUUUCUCUGGAUUUGAAUAAUUUCCAUUUACGACCUCUGUGCCAUGUUUGACGUUCACUCUGAUGAAAAUGUAAAGUCAGGAUCAAAGUUGAGCAGAUAUGGUGAUAUUUGAGAUUUUAAGACCAGUUUUAAAUGAUCGAUGUGCUUUACUUGUGUAUGUUGUACUCAGUGUUAGAGCGUGUUUGAAUGAUAUGCCAUGUUUCUCCUGUGUUGUCUUUAAGUUAUAGCGGGCGGGGGGAGUCAUUCUGUUAUAUUAUAGCUAAAUAUAUUCCUGUUAUGCAAAUGUUUUGCUUGCUGACAGUCACAGUAUGUCUCAGUGGGCGUGAUCUGUCCUCCUGCGGUUUGUUCGAGGGGAAAUCUGAGGACUAGUCAUCAGUGACGUGUUUCACUUUGUGUCAGCUCAUGUUUUAGAGGCUUGUCUAACUCUUAGUGUUUGUACUGUAUGAAGUUCCUCAAAAGGUUAAGAUCAGUAACAGCCCCAAACUCGGUCAUCUUUGUAUAAUUGGUCCAAGAAUGAAAACACAGCGAGGUUACUUCACCUCUAAAAUGUCAGGUUCAAGCUGCAGUGGAUGAUUGUGAAGCUGCACCUCCGGGUUACUUUUACUUCUGUCAUAAAAUACAAAUCCAGAGGCAAGUGAACGCUUUACUGCCAAGCUCAAUAAUGAAGGUACCAGCAAGUUGAUCCUUUUUUCUAGAUCCUGUAAUCAUGGAUCAAACAGUCUGACACUUUCAGGAGGUGAAGGAAAUAAAAGCUUCUACAAUCGUCCUCGAUGGUUAAACUUUUCUGAAUUGGACCUCGAUCUGAUCCACCUGACUGUUGUCAUCUUUUCAUUGGUGUAUAGUGAACAGCUCAGGUGAUCUGAACUCCCCCUAAACCCCCAGACAGGAAGGGCUGUGAUUUGAGCCAUACCAUCGAUCUCAGUGAAGGGCCGGGACUGUUCGAUAUUAGAGGAACAUUGAUACAGAUGGUUUGAAAUUCUGGAUAUGAGCUUUUUGCUUUUUUGAAUAAAAUAUUUAAGAAAAAAA